CACUUUAAACUAGAGACAAGUUACUUUUAACAGUUGGUAUCCUUCAUACCUAGCCGAUAUUGGUCUUUUGCUUCCGCUAAAUCAUGCCGUUCCAGAGAUUCGUAGAAUCGGGUCGCAUCGCUUAUGCGAGCGAUGGCCAAUACAAGGGUAAACUUGUUGCUAUUGUAGAUAUCAUCGAUCAAAACCGGGUUUUGGUUGAUGGCCCUGCUUCAAAUGUUCCACGGUGUGAAAUGAGGUUAAAUGAACUUCAUCUAACUAAAUUCCGUAUACGUUUUCCAUAUACUGGAUCCACCCGUGUUGUACGUAAAGCAUGGGAAGCAGCAAACAUUAAUGAUCUUUGGAAAGAGACUAUGUGGGCAAGGAAGGUUGAAGCUAAAAAGAAACGUUUGGAACUUAGUGAUUUUGACCGCUUUAAGCUAAGAAAAGCAAAACAGAUCAGAAACAAAUUGAGGACAGAUGUGUUUUAUAGAUUGAAAAAAAAGGUUAAGAAAGCAAAGACUACUAGUGCCAGUAAAAAGGCAGAGAAAAAGUGAUUUUUUUAUUGUAUGAAAUAAAUACAAAUUUAUCUUGUAA
Molecule: messenger RNA, 573 nt
Organism: Frieseomelitta varia
Lineage: Eukaryota; Metazoa; Arthropoda; Insecta; Hymenoptera; Apidae
Gene: RpL14
Product: 60S ribosomal protein L14
Exons: 4
Coding region: 84-533 (149 amino acids)
Biological process (GO): translation; ribosomal large subunit biogenesis
Cellular component (GO): cytosolic large ribosomal subunit; ribosome
Molecular function (GO): RNA binding; structural constituent of ribosome
Source: RefSeq, a predicted model, not a curated record